AUGGCUCCUUCAAAAAAGGAAGUUGCGAAAAAAGAGGUUGCAGUUGUCGGCUCCAACGCCGUGGCUGCAAUUGAUGCUGCCCAGACCCUCAAGGCCUCCAAAGCCCUCCUCUCACACAUCAAGUCCGCCGCAAAGGAACAAUCCGAGUCCUCCUCCAAGCGCAACCUCCUCCAAGAAGCCAACGACGGCGAAACCGACCAGAUCGUCUGGCUCACCCUCACCACCAAGCGCCACAUGUCCGAAAAGGCCCGCCUGCAGCCCGGAAAGAUUCUCCUCCCGCACAGCCUCAACGCCGCCGCCGAGACCACCGUCUGCCUCAUCACGGCCGACCCGCAGCGCGCCUACAAGAACAUUGUCGCCGCGGACGAGUUCCCCGCCGACCUGCGCAAGAAGAUUACGCGCGUCAUUGAUGUUACCAAGCUAAAGGCCAAGUAUGGCCAGUACGAGGCCCAGCGCAAGCUGUUUGCCGAGCACGACGUCUUUCUCGGCGACGACCGUAUUAUUAACCGCCUGCCCAAGAUCCUCGGCAAGACUUUUUACAAGACGACUCUCAAGCGCCCUGUGCCCGUCGUGCUUAAGCCAAAGGCUCGCAAGGUCGAUGGAAAGCGCACCAAGCCCCAGAAGAAGGAGGGCGAGGUUAACGCCGCCACGCCCGCAGAGAUUGCAAAGGAGAUUGAAAAGGCCCUCGGCUCUGCGCUCGUCAGCCUGUCGCCCAGCACAAACACCGCCGUGCGCGUGGGCUUCUCCGACUGGACGGCCGAGCAGAUUGCCGCCAACGUCGAGGCCGUGGCGACUGCCAUGGUCGAGAAGUGGGUUCCCCAGCAGUGGCGCAACGUCAAGAGCAUCUACAUCAAGGGCGCCGAGACGGCUGCCCUGCCCAUCUGGAUGACGGACGAGCUGUGGCUGGACGAGAAGGACGUCAUUGCCGACUCGGAGGGCAAGGCUGAGAAGGCCAACAUUGGCAAGAAGCGCAAGAAUGCUGAGGAGCAGGCUGAAGCUGCACCUGUGGCUAAGAAGGCCAAGAAGGCGGCCAAGGAGGAGAAGCCCAAGCCUGAGGGCAACGACGAUAAGUUGGACCAGCAGAUUUCGGAUCGUAAGACGAGACUGAGAAGCGCAAAGGCCAAGGCGGCGAAGGCGGCGGAGUAA
Trichoderma gamsii is the source of this 1146-nucleotide messenger RNA. RefSeq lists its product as hypothetical. The record is from RefSeq and is a predicted model, not a curated record. NCBI's taxonomy places the organism in Eukaryota, Fungi, Ascomycota, Sordariomycetes, Hypocreales, Hypocreaceae. The transcript has 2 exons. Bases 1 to 1146 code for a protein of 381 amino acids.